This is a messenger RNA of Elephantulus edwardii (Cape elephant shrew), 3600 nucleotides long. It is a transcript of the gene TIMELESS, whose product is annotated as timeless circadian clock. Gene Ontology annotation, biological process: DNA replication checkpoint signaling; replication fork arrest; DNA repair. Bases 1 to 3600 code for a protein of 1199 amino acids. The transcript has 28 exons. Gene Ontology annotation, cellular component: replication fork protection complex. Lineage: Eukaryota; Metazoa; Chordata; Mammalia; Macroscelidea; Macroscelididae. Gene Ontology annotation, molecular function: DNA binding. The record is from RefSeq and is a predicted model, not a curated record.
AUGAUGAAUUGUGAACUUCUAGCUACCUGUAGUGCCCUUGGGUACUUGGAAGGAGACACUUACCACAAGGAACCAGAUUGUUUAGAAAGUGUGAAGGAUUUGAUUCGCUACUUGAGACAUGAGGACGAGACUCGGGAUAUUCGUCAGCAGCUGGGGGCAGCUCAAAUCCUGCAGCGUGACCUUCUGCCGAUCCUUACCCAACAUCGCCAGGACAAGACCCUCUUUGACGCUGUUAUCAGGCUGAUGGUAAACCUGACACAGCCAGCCUUGCUCUGCUUUGGCAGUGUGCCCAAGGAGCCCAGCUUCCGGCACCAUUUUCUGCAGGUGCUAGCUUAUCUACAGGCCUACAAAGAGGCUUUUGCAAGUGAAAAGGCUUUUGGGGUCCUCAGUGAAACCUUGUAUGAACUACUGCAGCUGGGCUGGGAGGAACGGCAGGAAGAAGACAACUUGCUGAUUGAGCGGAUCCUGCUUCUGGUCAGAAAUAUUCUUCAUGUCCCAGCUGAUCCUGAUCAUGAGAAAAGCAUCGAUGAUGACGCCAGUGUCCAUGACCGGCUUCUCUGGGCAAUUCACCUCAGUGGACUGGACGACCUGCUUCUCUUCCUGGCCAGCUCACCUGCUGAGCAGCAGUGGAGCUUACACGUGCUGGAGAUCAUCUCCCUUAUGUUCCGUGACCAGAACCCUCAGCAGCUGGCAGGAGUAGGACAAGGAUGCUUAGCUCAAGAGCGGAGCACAGAUGUAGCUGAACUGGAAAUGUUGCGCCAGCGAGAAAUGGCAGAAAAGAAGACUCGAGCCCUCCAGCGAAGCAACAGGCAUUCUCGAUUUGGCGGCUCCUACAUUGUCCAAGGACUAAAAUCCAUUGGAGAGAGGGAUGUCAUCUUCCACAAAGGUCUUCACAAUCUCCAAAACUAUAGUUCAGAUAUGGGGAAGCAGCGGCGAAGGGUGCCUAAACGUUGUCAGCCUGCCCGGGAGCUGUCCACUCAGCGCCGCUCUGCCCUGAAUGUGCGACUCUUCCUCAGAGAUUUCUGCUCUGAGUUUCUGGAGAACUGUUACAACCGGCUCAUGGGUUCCGUGAAGGAUCACCUGCUUCGGGAGAAAGCUCAGCAGCAUGAUGAGACCUACUACAUGUGGGCCUUGGCUUUCUUCAUGGCCUUCAACCGAGCGGCCACCUUCCGGCCAGGCCUGGUUUCCGAGACCCUCAGUGUCCGUACCUUCCACUUCAUUGAGCAGAACCUCACCAACUACUAUGAAAUGAUGCUAACUGACCGCAAGGAAGCUGCCUCCUGGGCACGCCGGAUGCACUUGGCUCUGAAGGCCUAUCAGGAGUUGCUAGCCACAGUGAAUGAGAUGGACAUGUCGCCACAAGAAGCUGUCAGGGAGAGCAGUCGCAUCAUCAAGAACAACAUUUUCUAUGUGAUGGAAUACCGAGAACUAUUCCUAGCACUCUUCCGAAAGUUUGAUGAGAGAUGGCAGCCCCGCUCCUUCCUUCGGGACCUGGUAGAAACAACUCACCUUUUCCUCAAAAUGUUGGAGCGAUUUUGUCAGAGCCGUGGAAACCUGAUGGUGCAGAACAAACGAAAGAAGAGAAGGAAGAAGAAGGUCCUACACCAGCCUGCUGCUUCUGACAGUGUCCCCUGUAGUCAUGAGGAGCUUGAGGGUAUGUGGCCAGCCCUGGCCGAGCAGCUGCAGUGCUGUGCACGGGCUCCUGAACUCAGCUUGGACUCCGUAGUUCCCUUUGAUGCAGCCUCGGAGGUACCAGUGGAAGAGCAACGGGCAGAAGCCAUGGUGCGGAUCCAAGACUGUCUCCUGGCUGGCCAGGCCCCUCAGGCUCUGAGCCUCCUGAGGUCUGCCAGGGAGGUGUGGCCAGAAGGAGAUGUGUUUGGCUCUCAGGACAUUUCCCCAGAUGAAGAAAUCCAGCUGCUGAAACAAAUCCUUUCUGCUCCUCUUCCCCGGCUGCAGAGGCCAGAGGAACAAGGAGCAGAGGAGGAAGAAGAAGAGGAAGAAGAAGUGGAAGAGGAAGAGUUGCAAGUGGUCCAGGUGUCGGAGAAAGAAUUUAACUUUCUGGACUACCUGAGACGCUUUGCAUGCUCAACUGUGGUCCGAUCCUACGUGCUGCUGCUGCGGAGCUACAAGCAGAAUAGUGUCCACACUAAUCACUGUCUUGUCAAGAUGUUGCAUCGACUGGCCUGUGACCUCAAAAUGGAAGCCUUGCUUUUCCAGCUUUCACUCUUCUGCCUCUUCAAUCGUCUGCUUAGUGACCCUGCUGCUGGGGCCUACAAAGAGCUAGUGACUUUUGCCAAAUACAUCUUGGCCAAAUUCUUUGCAUUGACUGCAGUCAACCAGAAAGCCUUUGUGGAGCUGCUGUUCUGGAAGAACACAGCUGUGAUUCGAGAGAUGACGGAGGGCUAUGGCUCUCUGGAAAGUGGGUCUUCCAGUAGAAGACUCCCCGUGUGGAGCCCAGAGGAAGACACCCAGCUACGAGAACUGUACCUUGCCCAUAAGGAUGUAGAAGGUCAGGAUGUAGUGGAUGUCAUCCUGGCACACCUGACUAUGGCUCCUCGCACACGAAAGCAGAUCAUUCACCAUCUGGUACAGCUGGGACUGGCAGACAGUGUCAAGGACUUCCAAAGGAAAGGUAUCAAUAUUGUUGUGUGGACAGAAGAUCAGGAGCUAGAACUGCGACGGCUUUUUGAGGAGUUCCAGGAUUCAGAUGAUGUCAUGGGUCAUAUCAUGAAGAACAUCACAGCCAAGCGCUCACGGGGCCGAAUAGUGGAAAAACUGAUGGCCAUGGGGCUGGUGACUGAACGGCGGGAGCUCUACAAGAAACGCCGGAAGAAACUGGCAUCCUCCAGCAUGCUCAAUGGAGAGGACUCUCUGAAAGAUUUUUACCAGGAAGAUAAGGAAGAAGAGGAGAACUUACCAGAGGAAGAGAGUGAAGAGGAGGAGGAAGAGAAGGUCUGGGAAGCUCAUGAAAUCCAUGGUAGUUCAGUCCUCUCAAGUGAAAGCCUUGGACUGAAUCUCUAUCAAGAAGGCUUCUCUGCUCCCAUCCUAUGGCUCCAGACCUGCUUGAUUCGAGCAGCAGCUGAUCGGGAAGAGGAUGGCUGUUCCCAGUCAAUUCCAUUGGUGCCAUUGACGGAAGAAAAUGAGGAAGCAAUGGAAAAUGAACAGUUUCAGCAGCUGUUGUGCAAACUAGGGAUUCAGCCGCCUGUUUUGGGCCAGGAAACUUUCUGGCGAAUUCCAGCCAAGCUAAGUCCUGCUUGUCUCCGGAGAGUAGCAGCUUCUUUGAAUCAGCGAGAGGAGGAGGAAAAACUGCAACCAGAACUAAAACUUGAAGUUUCUGAAGAGCAAGGACAUGAUGAAGAGCACCAAGCACAGGCCCUGAGGGCCCUCAUGUUAGCUCGGAAAAAGAAAGCAGACCUGGUGUCCCCAGGAGAGGAAGGGGGUACUGGUGAGAAGGAGCAGCUGAAGGCAGCCCGCAAGAAACGACAACUGCUGGACAGUGAUGAGGAGGAUGAGGGUAGGAACAAAGCACCAGAAUUGGAAGUUCCAGGAGUCAAAAAGAAGAAACGGUUUCAAAUAGAGGAUGAAGAUGAGAAUGACUGA